CACAAAUGUUCUUUCUUACAUGACAACGCACGUCACUCUCUUAUGUUGAAUGUUCAAUGUUCAACGUGCAAUGUUUGAUGUUUACCUAUCUUAUGUGCUUCAACAUUAGAAGAUAAAUAAAUAUAUCUCUUUCCCCAUUUCAUCUUCAAUCGUCUAUUUCUAUAUCAUCAAGCAUAUCAAUAUAUUUUAUCAAUAAGCUGAGCCUGACGACGGGUUUUUCGGACUGAUGACCACCUCGGAUCUCUGCAUAUACAGGGUAUUGCCUCACACAGGAGACAAGCCAAAUGGACGGCUCAGGCCAGGCUCUAGACAACGACCCGCUAGACCAUAAUGUCGCGGGAAAGCUUCCCGAAGUAAUUAAUAUUGAUAUUGUUCAAAAUGGAGAUCUGAUCCUAGAUGUCACUUUUGAGAACUCCCGGGACACCAUCCGAUCUGCCCAAGCUGCCCAGUCUAAACUAGGCAGCCAGGGAACGCAGCCUGUACCAAAGAAGAAAACCCGCGUGGCCUUCCGUGUCAGCAUCAAGGCGCUCAAGGGUCAGUCUAAAUACUUUGAAAAGCUUCUCACAGAUAUUCGCUUCUUAGAGGCCAAUGAUAUAUCCAGUGCCUUUGCUGCACUCUCCUUGAAGAAUAUCAAGCCUGAUGCUGCUGAAGCCAAGGACCUUCCUUGGAUCAAGAUUCGAGAUGAUGACCAAGCCACCCGCUACGCUUAUAGAGAUGGUGCAUUUGCAGACCUUUUGCGUGUUCUCCAUGGCAAAGAAGUCGUUACGAAGCAGGUCACGAUGAUAUUUGUCACCACUCUAGCCGUGUUAGCUGAUCGUUUUGAUUGUGCGGCUGCAGUCUCCAAGUAUCUCGCCAGUGGCCUAAAGUUCAAGUGGCCCGUAACAAGCCGUAAGCCUGUUAGAGAUGAAGUCUCCGUGAUGAGCCGAGUAAACGAAGAUAUUCUACGUCAGAAAAUCCUUGUGUCGUGGCUGUUGAAUCAGCCAACUAGGUUCCAAUCUGCCACAAAGGAGAUCAUCAUGAACGGGUCCUGUCGAUGGAGCCCCUUCGCUGAAGAGGAUGAUGGUUCACAUGCCACGUGGUGGUAUUUGCAAGAUGGACUUGAGCAUGAGUUACAAUAUCGGCGCCAGUGCAUUCUAGAGACAAUCGCCUCUGUCCCGCAGCACUUCAUACAGCUCUACACGUCGCGCACGCGGCAGUGUAAGCUCGGGUACGACUCGAGCUCCGCCUGCGACUCGUACCAGCUAGGGGAAAUGUUCAAGUUUCUAACGAACAAGCAUCUCCUCUUCCCCGUCGACUUCACCUCGGGAUCCCUCGACUCCGUCGCGGACACCUCGCUACUACAGAUCGACGGGAUCCUCUCCACGCUGCGGCAAUGCCCCAGCUACCAAAUCGACAAGCACCACACCAACUGUGGGCUCCGCACCCGUGUUGUGCCCAUUCUCGACUUCAUCCAAGGCCUGCUAUCCGCCAACUCCAUCCCCAUCACCCGACAGACGUGGAAGGUCGAUCGUCACGCCACCACUUGGAUGCCGCCCGGUGACGAGAAUGGAGACCCGCCGGCCAAGCCGUUCCGGUACACGCGGUCCCUUGCGGGUGACCAGCGGCUCCGGUUCGAGCACGCGAUGGGUGCGGAGCAGUUUGCUAGGAACGUGUUCACGGCGACGAGUUGGGAUUGGACGGCGGAGGACCAGGGACACGAUAGUCUUCCGUCGACUACGCCGAAAUGGAGUUUUUGAAAAAAAAAAAGAUUCAUAAACGCCCUUAGCUUAAGUAGAUAGUUGCAUUGAUAUGUCAUGUACUUACCUAAUUAGGUAAUCUAUGAGAAGGUGGCUAGUAGAGUAGCAGACUAGAUACUGCUGGGCCUAGAAAGAAGCGCAUUAUAGCGAGAUGUAUGCUUUGCUCAGGAUACCUACCUAGCACGUGGUUUUAUACAUCGUUGCCCACUCAUACACACACGCAUACAUGGUAGAGCAAGUGAUUUCAAACAGUCAAAGCAAUUGCAAAUACUCACUGCUCAC
Hypoxylon fragiforme is the source of this 2018-nucleotide messenger RNA. RefSeq lists its product as uncharacterized. The record is from RefSeq and is a predicted model, not a curated record. Bases 285 to 1736 code for a protein of 483 amino acids. The transcript is spliced from 2 exons. Lineage: Eukaryota; Fungi; Ascomycota; Sordariomycetes; Xylariales; Hypoxylaceae.